Molecule: messenger RNA, 1686 nt
Organism: Lampris incognitus (smalleye Pacific opah)
Lineage: Eukaryota; Metazoa; Chordata; Actinopteri; Lampriformes; Lampridae
Gene: wdr18
Product: WD repeat domain 18
Exons: 10
Coding region: 168-1463 (431 amino acids)
Biological process (GO): DNA-templated DNA replication; rRNA processing
Cellular component (GO): nuclear pre-replicative complex
Molecular function (GO): protein binding
Source: RefSeq, a predicted model, not a curated record
GCUGCCCUCAGCCCCCCCCCCCGCUGUUUCAGGCGGCGCUCCAGGCGGGGCAGAACUGCAUGUCCCACAGCGCCCCCAGUGUCAGUAUGACGUAAUAGGCCGUGCCGUGUGUUUCCUUUUUUUACUCGUGUUGUUGGUCUGCCGCCUGCGCGUGUGAGGGAGACAAGAUGGCGGCGCCCAUGGAGAUCGUGGUGAGCGCAGAUUGUGGCGCUCAGCUGUGGAACUGCGCUGUUUUCGACCUGCAUUCCGGGACAAACCUGCUUUCGUACCGCGGAGGGAACACCUCCUCCAGGAGCCUGGCCGUCCUGAACGGAGAGUACGUGCUCGGAGCGCAGCUCGGGAAGAACUUCAUCAACGUGUGGGAGGUCCAGAGGAAGGACCAGCUGCAGCAGAAGAUCGUCUGUCCUGGUAUCAUCACCUGCCUGACUGCCUCUCCUAACGGACUCUACCUGGCUGCUGGCAUCGCAGAGGCCGUUUACCUGUGGGAGGUAUCUUCGGGCAACCUGCUGGCAAUCCUGAGUCGCCAUUAUCAGGACCUGACUUGCCUGAAGUUCACCGAUGACAGCAGCCAUUUUAUCUCUGGAGGGAAAGACAACCUGGCUCUGGUCUGGAGCCUCACCAGCAUGGUGCAGCUGGAUGUGAACCACACCCCCGAGCCUCGACACAUUCUCUCACGCCACUCGUUGCCAAUCACAGACCUCCACUGUGGCCUGAUGGGACCACAGGCCAGGGUAGCCACAGCCUCCCUAGACCAGACCGUAAAGCUUUGGGAGCUUUCGUCAGGUGAGCUGCUCCUGUCCGUCCUCUUCGAUGUGGAGAUAAUGUCCGUGACCCUUGACCCCUGUGAGUACUUCCUCUUCUGUGGCGGCAGUGAUGGCAACAUAUUCCAGGUUUCCCUGAGCAGCCAGAUCUCAAGUCGGGACAAGACGUUUCAGUCAGACAGCCAUGGAAACCAGGUUUUCAAAGGACACAGGAACCUGGUGACGUGUCUGUCGGUCUCCAUGGACGGGACCCUCCUCUUGUCGGGCUCCCAUGACGAGACCCUCCGACUAUGGGACAUCCAGAGCAAACAGACCCUCCGCUGUGUCCCUCAUAAAGGUCCGGUGACAAAUGCAUUCAUCAUGGCGGCCCCUGCCAACAUGUUUCUCCCAGAGAGUCGUCCCCUGGUCGCUCUGCCAAGGUUCGGACGACAUCCUGUGUCCUCCCAGCAGGGUGAGGGCGGGGACAUCGGGGGGGUAUGUCUCCGCCCAGGACUCUACAGAGAGAAGGAGGAACAAACAUUCUUGCAGAAAGCAGACAAGCUGUACUCCCUAAUGAGCGCCGUGACAGACAAGAGUGUGUUCGGAGACGGGGAAAACACCAAAGUCCGUGUGGCCGAGCUGGAGGAGGAGGUUCGAACCUUGAAGAAGGUCAACAAGGAUCUUUAUGACUUCUCAAGCCAGCUGCUCACCAAGCCCAUCUAGAGAGAGAGACACACACACACACACAGAGUUGUAUUUAUGUUGUUUACCGGAUGCAGUUUAUAUCUGUUACUUCUUUGGUUAAUGAGACAGGCAAAUUAAAGCUCCAGUCAGGUGGGUGGAGCUGCUGGAGAUAAGCUGAUGGAGGGCGGGUUCGGACUCUGUGUGCCAUAAUGUCUGUUUCCUGUAUGAAAAGCUUUUAUAACUUUUGAAACAAUUAAAGAAA